UUUGUGAAACAUGGCGGAUCUGGCAAUGUUGUGCAGCUCGAUUUGCUGUGUCUCCGAACAGGAGAAAACACAGCGGGCACGGAGCAGAAACAUCGAUAAACAACUCGCUAAAGAAAAAAUGCAGUACAAGAGGCUCAUAAAAAUAUUACUGUUGGGUACAGGAGAGAGUGGCAAGAGUACGUUCUUAAAGCAAAUGCGAAUAAUUCACGGGCAGGACUUCGGCGAAGAGGAUAAAAAACAGUUCAAGUCGGUUAUUUACAACAACAUUGUGAAGGGUGGCAAAGUCCUUAUAGAUGCCAGGGAUAAGUUAGACAUACCCUGGGGAAAUGAGAAACAUAUAGAACCCUUUGCCACUAUGGUUUUUAGCUAUGAUGGGAACAUAAAGUUAGAUGAGCCCACUUUCUUAGAAUACGUCCCAGCCAUCCAAGAACUUUGGAAAGACACUGGCAUUCAAACUGCUUUUGAUCGGCGGAGAGAGUAUCAACUUGACUUGGCUACCACUCGCAGGAAUCUCAAUUGUAGUGAAGCCAUCAAAUACUUUCUGGACAACCUGGAUCGAAUUGGAACCAAGGGCUACAGUCCAACCAAACUGGACAUCUUACAUGCAAGGAAGGCGACAAAGACCAUCGUCGAGCACAAUUUUGACAUAAAGGGUGUUCCGUUCCGGUUUGUAGACGUCGGAGGUCAGAGGUCGCAACGGCAGAAAUGGUACCAGUGCUUCGAGGGGGUGACGUCCAUCUUGUUUGUGACUGCGUCCAGUGAAUAUGACCAGGUGCUUAUGGAGGACAGGAGUGUGAACAGACUCACCGAAUCUGUCAACAUAUUCGAGACUAUUGUGAAUAACAAGUGCUUCCAGAGCGCAUCGAUUAUACUCCUCUUGAACAAAACUGAUUUAUUAGAACAAAAAAUAAAAGAUACUACAUUCAAGGAUUAUUACCCUGAAUUUGAAGGCGAUUCCCAUAAGAUGGAGGAUGUACAAAAUUUCAUAUUGGAUUUAUAUGAUGCAAAACGGCGGGAUCGUUCAAAGCCAUUGUUUCACCAUUUUACCACGGCGAUAGAUACAGAGAACAUCAAGUUUGUAUUUCAAGCCGUCAAGGACACGAUUCUGCAACAUAAUCUUGAAUCGCUGAUGCUUCAUUAAUUCAUGUAAUUAGUCUUAUUUUAAUAUGAGGAAGUGCAAAGUAAAUAUUCUGAUACUUUUCAGACAUGUAUUUUCUGUUCUUUUCCAAGAACCUCUGUUUACAUACCAAUGAAAGAGAUUGCUGUUUAGUGAAAGUCAAUGAAUAAUCUACAGUGUAAUCUUAUGUGUUCAAAGAAGCCUGAUGCUGUAUGGUGUUUAGAUCAAAGGCCAUUUUGUCUGGGCACUACAUGGCAAGAAACAGAAUAUCUAUUUUGUACAGUCCAAACUCCAAUCUGUAUAUUACCCACCAGACUUGCUUGCUGAUGAUAAUCUGUACACAGAUUGGUGUGAGGGUUGACCCGCAGGGUGCUUGCUAUGCUGAAUGUAUAGUUUUUGCUGGCUGCAGACAACUCAACUAACUAAUCAUGACAAGUAUGUUCUUUGGCUUUCUGAAUUUCACCUGAAUGAUAAUGUAUUGCAUAAGGAUGUACAUUUUUGGCUGGUUCUGGUAUAUUUUUGAAGCUCUUCAUGCACUCUCAGGCUUGCCAAAAUCAUGUCAAACAUAAAAAGCUUGUUUUAAUACAUGGAAGCAAAGUUAAUUGCUGGUAAUGAUCGAUUGAUGCAAUAGUUUUCCAAAAGGUUCUUAGAUGGCAGCACUGCAACAGACCAUUUCGAGAAGAAGAUGUAAACCGGUUUUAGACAGUACAGUUAAAUAUAGUAUAAAAGCUAAUAGCAUUUUAUGCUGCUAAUAGCAUUUUAUACUAACUGAAAUAAGAACUUAGAUGUCAUUUUUUAUACGUGUCCUUUGAUUGUGGAAAGUCUUUCAAAUGCCUAGAGGGACUAUCAAAAGCAAGCACACCCAAGGGGCAGCAAGCACAUGUAAGGUUGUUUGAUUCUGCACAGCGCUUUUUAAGGGUCAAGAUGUUGAUCCUUAGAAAUGCACCUAAUGUUGUAUUUUUACAUAGAGUUGUUUAGCGUCAGAUUUCUGCUCUAAAAGAGAGGUGGACACUUUGAUUUGUGGCAUUUGUUAUACAUGUUUUUAAAUAUAUGGUGCCCAAGGUUAUUUUCAUCAAUGCUUAGUUUUCUACUGUUGAAUAUGAACGGAUAGUUUUGAUGAUUUAGUAUCAGUGAAUGAGACUUGGCUUGAACAACUCAUAUUUCAGUUUUGAACAAGUCGAGCUAAAUCGCUGCACAGGUUGUACAUUUCUUUGGCUAUCAAUUGUUAUAAGGAAACCUGAUGACCCUGACAGCUGUUUGAACUUUUUCUGUUCCUGUUUUCGUGUAUGCCUAAUAUUGGUCAAAAUGUUCCAUGUUCAUCUGGUGGUCUACUUUCAGAGUACAGGCAACAUGACUGGUCUCACGACUUGUAAGUCUUUGCCUGAGUUGUAUCAUUUGUCCAGUUUUGUACUUAUGGUUUUUUCCUCGACUAUCCCUUUUCACAGUAAUGGCUUUACCGUGCAGGCUUUGUCAUGUAUAACUGUUUAGAAGUCGUUGAUAAUGCCAAACUCUUUCUUAACUGAUCAUGUACAAAAGUAAUUUCCAUGCGCCGUGUGGAAGAGCCAUUUUAUUUGUAUACACAGAGUCUAUUUAUGUGACUGUAAACAUUUAUUUAUUUUACAUAGCUUUUAGGUGAUUUUAGAUAGAAGUCAUUAUACAGUGUUAUAACAGGACCUGGUAGAUAAGGGAUAUUAUUAUAAUCAUGUGGGUGGGCACAAAACAACUGCUGAAUCAUGUUUCAAGAAACUCAUCCACUUCAGUUGGUUUUUGCUCCAAGAAGCCUGAUAUCCUGUACACUUCUGGGGCUCUCCCAAAACCUUUCGAUAGGCUGUUUCAGUAUUUCACAUUAUGGUUUGAAAGGACCGAUAGUAUAUUAUAGCAAUUUCCAGAUCAGCUCUGAAAAACAAAGUGUCUGUUCUGUCUGAAAUCUUCCUGCUUUCAGGUUCAUGUGUGUUUUGAGGGAAAAUAACUGUCAUGAUGUGAUUUAUAACGAGCACAAGCUCCCUUACCUGAUGACUGUUCCUUGAUUGUGAUAUUUGGGUGGAGACACAAGACAGGGACUGGGGUGGUUCUGAUACUCAUCAUGCCCUGGUUUUGGUUGUGUUGGAUUAACUUGGGCAAAUGAUACAGUAACAUUUGGAACUUGGAUGUUAUAUUGGCUUUGAAAUGGCCUCAGCACUGUGAGAAACUUGGAAAGAAGAGAGAUAUGUUUCUGCAUCUCCUGCUGUCGUUUGUCCUAAGCUUGCAGUGGUGUCAUUCAAUGCUAGAACUGGUCUGAGGUAAACAUUGUAAAGAGGUUCUCAGCAGACUGAUUUAGAAUCUUUGAAGCCUGAAUGGUCUUCUUGUUGCCUCCUUGAGAGAUGAUUACUAAGACGAUGUGAUCAGGAUCAACGCAGAAUGUCGUUCUAUAUAAUAAGCUUCCCUGAGUAUACUGUUCUUGCUUCUAUUAUUUUAGCAUGGCUUUUAAUGUAUUCUCAAUAAUAUGAUCAAAAGUCUUUUCAGAACGUCUACUCUUGGGAGUUAUAUCUACAAAAAAUGAAGAUAAAUUGACUGAAGCAAUCGGGAUGAACUGCUGGAGUAGUAUGUGUACGUACAUUUAUGUUAUAUGAACUGAAUAUUGUUACCUUACAUUACCUUUUGAUUAGAUUAGACUCUUCUCCUUAUCCCUAGGUACCAGCUAGUUAAGUCAUUUUACUGAUGGGCACAGGACUUCAAGAGGUGGCUUGUUUUAAAAAAAGGGGUCUAUUUUGAACAUGAUGGAUGUCAUCCUCCCAGUUGAGAGUGCUGUAAAUAAGAGAAGAUCAUCUUAGCCUUAUCAACAUCUGAAUAUACUCCAUUCUUUUAAUCUUUUCUAUCGUUUUGAUAGUGGAGGACAUCAGAUGCUACCAAAUGACUGCCACCGAUAUAGAGCAUGAUUUUGUAGUGAUAUUUUAUACUUGAAUGGUUGUAAACUGAAUAUUGUAACACUGUCUAGAAGUAGAGAUUCUUUUUAGCAGUGAUAUGUGUUGAAUGAAUAGAGUGGCAAAUGGUUUGAGUGGCAAACCAGUAGAAUCCACUGGGAGGCCAGUGAGUCUCUUAACCUUUCAGGGCUAAUAUGGACGUAGGUUUUUAAACCAGAACAACAAGAUAAAAGUUGAUGGGGAGUAAUUGUGUCUAGGGAUAUGCCUUCCAUUGUCACGACAUCAUUUUGUUGGCUCUGUUUGCUCGUCCAACAUGGUAUUGCCCCAGUUACGUAAAAUACUUUGAAAAUGUGAGCUUCUGGUCUCAUGUCGAUUUAAUACUGAAAAGACCAUGCCACAUUGUAUUGGACCUGACACUGUUUUGCCAUCAGUCACAAUGAAGUCUCUCAUUGGAGAGAACAGGCUUCAGGGGACAGACUUUGUUCCGUGGUGCUCUCUAUGGACAGGUUGUCAAAAGCGUUUUAUUAACUGUCUUCUCAUGGUCGGGGUCACCUUUGUGGAUAUUUCGGGAUGAUGUGCCUUCUGAAACUUGAGUGACCCACACUCUCCUUAGGGAUUUACCUAGAACACUUUCUACUGAGUGUAUAAUGUAUUUAUAGCAAACAGGGCUAGAGACUAGAAUAGUGAUAUGGUCUUCAGUUCGUCGUAUCUUCAACAACAGUCUCUUCGGCUGUUCAGACCUUGAAUAUUUAAAAUAAGCAGGUUUUAGAGUAUAACCUUGUGUAGCUUGUGCAAGGGUCAUACAUGUAGUCACCAUAGAGAAGACCUUUGGAGGGUGUCUUCCUAGGUUAGACUAAUGUAAUUAUUAAACCUUAACAGAUUCUCUGAAGUGAUCGUGUUCACUCUCCAGCCCUGUUGUACAAUUCUGUAAUGUAUAUUGUGAGCAUACUGUGUCAAAACUAAACUACCCUAUAAAUAUGAUAACAAUAUGUGCAAAUAAUAAAUAAUAAUGCUUCAUGAUGAAUUUUUGAAAUUAAAUCAAUUGAUCAAAA
Molecule: messenger RNA, 5069 nt
Organism: Lineus longissimus
Lineage: Eukaryota; Metazoa; Nemertea; Pilidiophora; Heteronemertea; Lineidae
Product: guanine nucleotide-binding protein subunit alpha-12-like
Exons: 4
Coding region: 11-1141 (376 amino acids)
Biological process (GO): adenylate cyclase-modulating G protein-coupled receptor signaling pathway; Rho protein signal transduction
Cellular component (GO): brush border membrane; heterotrimeric G-protein complex
Molecular function (GO): D5 dopamine receptor binding; G-protein beta/gamma-subunit complex binding; guanyl nucleotide binding
Source: RefSeq, a predicted model, not a curated record